Limulus polyphemus (Atlantic horseshoe crab) is the source of this 1831-nucleotide messenger RNA. RefSeq lists its product as uncharacterized. Lineage: Eukaryota; Metazoa; Arthropoda; Merostomata; Xiphosura; Limulidae. The transcript is spliced from 12 exons. The record is from RefSeq and is a predicted model, not a curated record. The coding region runs from base 83 to 1831 and encodes 582 amino acids.
UCACCGUGGAUGUCAAGUCGAACAGACUAGAUGAAUUUUGUAAAAGAAAUCUCGAUACGAAACAGUAUUGUGUUAGCUUACAAUGAAACAGCAUAUUAUUCACAUAAACUUUCUUCUAGGUUAUUCGUUUGUUUUGAAGUUUAUUGCAUUUUACUCUCUGUUGUUUGUGUAUAAUUCAUCAGUAUUGUUGCAAUUACCGAUGCGUCUGCACAUAUCAGAUUGUGAAAUUAUAGGUUUUAAGAAUGCAACAAAGAAUGAAUGUGGAUAUUGUGUUGGUGGAAUCACAAGUUUACCUUACAGUUAUGGCACAGACUGUUAUGGGGUGUGUGGAGGUUCAGGAGUUUUUGACUGCAAUGACACUUGCAAUGGUAGAGCCUAUAUUGAUGAGUGCACAGGGAUUUGUUUGGGUGGUGAUACUAUGUUGGAGGAAAGUGAACUUGAGGAUAAUAAACGUGAUUGUAGGGGUCUUUGUAAAGAAACUGCAGCUUUAUCAUAUAAUCUUGAUGCCUGUGGAAUAUGUAGUCUCAACCCACAGUCUUCAAGCAAGUUUCGAGAUUGUACAAAUACAUGUUAUGUACCAGGGAAUUACCAUCAGAUGGCAGAAUAUCUUUGUGAGAAAUGUGUAGCAGGAACUUCCAGUGUGAUGACCACAGAUGUUUUAGAUGGUUGUGGAAAUUGUGUUAGUAGUGGGAGACCUUGUCCCUGUAAUGGGACAGGAGAAGAAGAUGCAUGUGGAGUGUGUAAUGGAGGUGGAAGUUCUUGUAUAAAGUUAAAUAGAGUUCGCCCUCUUGCAGCACCUUCAAAUUUGGAAACUAAGGUUUUCAUUUUUGGAGCAUUUGAAGGGAAAACUGGAAAAGUUUCUUGUGUUUUCAAAACACCAGAUGGAACUAGGUUAAUGUUUAUGAAUGGUGAAUCAAAUGGAACAGCAGUAGUUUGUAAUGUGCAGCUAGACUCAGGUGAAUACGAAGUAGGAUUCAGUGUGAAUCGAAACCAGAUUAUUUUUGCUAAGAAAACUGUGUUUUUGGUGUAUGAAAAUGGAGUUGGAUAUGAGAAAAUGAGUCCAGAAUCUUCUUUCUACAAAUAUAUGAACAUUAAGAACACUAGUGUACGAGUCACUUUUAGUGGUGGUUCUGUUCCAGAGGUGGUGAUGUAUUGUUUAGUGACUGGACCAGACUGGCCAAAAGAAAGGCGUGUUAUCGUUGGAAAUCAGAAUGCUCCUCAUACUUGUGACCUUCCUUUUCCAAGUUCUUCACAGAAUAUAACGGUGACUCCCUCUUUGGAUGGUCAACAUGAGUUAUCCAAAACAUUUUCUUUUACAUUUUACGCUGGACCCCCUGAAGUUGGUGAAGCUUAUACUACUGAAGAUGGUAGUACUGUAAGUGUAGUGUUUGAUCGCCCAGUUAAUAUUAUGGAACUUCAAGGAUGUCACAGUAUACUUACAGCUAAGACAAUGCAGUUGUUAGGAGAGGGCACACUUUGUAAAUGGGCAACAAAAAAUCAGCUGGUCAUCAGCUCAGAAAAACGUAUUAGUGUUAAUUCUCCAACAAUAUCUUUAAUGUCAGAAGUACUUGUAGAAGAUAAUCAGAAAAUUGCCAUUCCAAAAUCUGAAAACUUGGUAAUACUUGCUCCAAAGGUUCAGACUACCAAUAGAGCUUAUCUUUUAAUAACUGGUCCCAGAACUGUGCCACAGUGUGGAGAAUUUAUGUUGGUUAGCCAUUUUUCUACAUUAAAAGGAGGGGCUGUGAACUAUGAGUGGGAUAUUGUACGAGCAGACAAUCAGCGUGUGCAACCUGACUUUUACUUUGAAGUCAAAGGUAAUAUGUUAAUCUGA